AUGGUCGAUCACCAUCUCUCCGUCGUUCCAGAUCAGCUCACAGCAGUACAAGACAUGCCGGCCAAGCUUCCGUGGUCUCUCCUCGCCGUCAUGGCGCUCCUCCUGGGGAGCACAGGCGUGUUCCCAGCGGCGGCGGCGGCGGUGGCGGGCGAGGCGGGGAGGAAGGUGACAGUGGCGGUGGAGGGGUUGGUCAGCUGCCAGGACUGCGCCAGCGUGGGGACGUGGGAGCUUGCCGGCUCCAGACGGCUACCGGCGGCCAGGGUGGGCAUCACCUGCAAGGACCACAGGGGGCGGGUGGUGCUGUACAGGGCGGCGACGGCGGACGACAACGGGUACGUGUUCGCUGAGCUGUACACCACCACCAUGCGCGGCGGCUACUUCGACCCGGCGGAGUCCUGCGCCGUGCGCCUCCUGGUGUCGCCCGACGACCGCUGCAGCAGCGUCACCGACGUCAACGGCGGCGACCGGGGGACGCCGCUGCGCUAUCAGAACACCACCAUCCCGGGGCAGUACGCCGACCUCGACGUGUAUGUGGCGGGGCCGCUGGCCUUCAAGCCGGCCUACUGUCCCCCAAAGACGACUUAA
Molecule: messenger RNA, 585 nt
Organism: Musa acuminata AAA Group (dessert banana)
Lineage: Eukaryota; Viridiplantae; Streptophyta; Magnoliopsida; Zingiberales; Musaceae
Product: non-classical arabinogalactan protein 31-like
Exons: 1
Coding region: 1-585 (194 amino acids)
Source: RefSeq, a predicted model, not a curated record